This is a messenger RNA of Fusarium sp. VM40, 1062 nucleotides long. Lineage: Eukaryota; Fungi; Ascomycota; Sordariomycetes; Hypocreales; Nectriaceae. The record is from the annotation of a GenBank genome assembly.
AUGGAACCAGUCUACUACGAGCUGAGCUGGUCGAUCCUCAGCACCAUCGGGAUCGCCAAUGUCUUGUUUGGUCUCAUGGUCGCUGGCAUCACAAGCUUUGGCCCUGUUUCCAUUGUCCCCAUCGUCACCUCUGCUGCUGGCGCUAUAGCAAACGGGCUUUGCUAUUAUGCCUUUUACGAUAAGAGCAAUACUGCUACCACGCAGGCUGUAGCGUCUGUGUUUGCCGAUAUUCUAUGGCUGGUACAAGAAGCCGGCCUGUCGUUUUACAGUUACAUCAUUUUGAGUCGAGUCCUACGCGGUCGCCAGUGGAUUAUCUUCGCCGUCUCAUACUGGUCCAUGAUAGUUUCCGUCUCAGCUAUUCGUUUUGUUAUCGCAGCCGUUCGAGCCCGACGUAUCAUCCAAGGUAUCAACGAUGACCAGUCGUUGAUCAACCAUCUACACAUGGGCUACUUCAUCCUCAUCGCCCUACUGGAGUGUCUCAGUUCCUUCUUCCUUCUCAGAGUCUUUGGCUCGGCAAAGUCUACGUCCCUAAGCGCUGCUAUCAAGGCUGGUCUGUUCCGGUAUCUCAUGCGAAGUACCGAGGUGCGACUCGCCCUUCUCGCAAUCCUGGGCAUCAUCCGGGCCGUCACAUAUUCCUUUCAAAACUCACAACAAAUGGCCACGAAUCUUGCGUCGCAAAUUGAUCGGUUUGCAUAUGCUAUGGAAUGCAUGUUCCCAGUCAUGAUGAUCAUCGAUAUCCUGGCUUCAAAAGUUGUCUUUCACAACCAAGUUUACGGAUCUUCCGGCCAUAGCAGACACCAAACCGGAGGCUAUGUUCGUCGCCAAUUUCCUGGCGCGGGAGGCAAUAUCGUGCUUACGACACAGCAAGGUGAAAAUAUCGUUGAGGUCAGAGGGGGCGAGUCAGUUGGCGACAGAACGAGCUCACAAGAACGCAUCAUCGGUCGUAGGGACCAAAGAAAUUCUUCACCUGAUAUCGAUAUGGACGAGAUGGACCAUAAACAGGUUGGGAUCAGUAAAACUGUUGCGUUCGAGGUACAUAGUACUGAGCAUGGUAUGCGUUGA